AUGCCUAAAGAAAAGCCUACACCCAUGACCAAGGAUGCGGCCUCUCGCAUACAGUCUGCCAACGACAAGCAUUUUAACGAGACUGGCAACAGGAGCGGCUUUGCGGCUCGUGCCCAGUCCGCAGCUGAUAAAAACGCCAAUGUUGCUGCCUCCAGCAACAACACAGCGCGGCUAUUUCUAUAUCAUCGGAGUAUUUAA
Molecule: messenger RNA, 198 nt
Organism: Pyricularia pennisetigena
Lineage: Eukaryota; Fungi; Ascomycota; Sordariomycetes; Magnaporthales; Pyriculariaceae
Exons: 2
Coding region: 1-198 (65 amino acids)
Source: RefSeq, a predicted model, not a curated record